AUGCGAUUCCAGCAAAGCGUACUUGCUCUGGCCCCGGCCCUCGUCGCGGCCAUUACUCCUCCGAACCUACCAGGCAUGAGCAUUGUCUGGUCCGAGUCUUUCGAGGGCUCUGCUGGCUCUUCCCCUAAUGGUGACGUUUGGAACGUCAUGGACGCCAUCAACACCAACAACGAAGUUCAAACCUACACUACCUCGAACCAAAACGUCCAGAUCAGCGGUGGUGGUACCAUACAGUUCGUUCCGCGCGUAUCUCAGGCUGGCCUCUGGACCUCAGGCCGUAUCGAGACUAAGGGAUCUUGGACUCCCGCACCCGGCAAGGUUACCAAGAUACAGUCGAGCAUCCUCCUAGGAAGCAACUCGGCUGUCAACAAGCAGGGUAUCUGGCCCGCCUUCUGGGCUCUCGGCGAUGCGAUGCGCCACGGUACCCAAUGGCCUGCUGCCGGAGAGAUCGAUAUCAUGGAACAAGUCAAUGGACUCAACACCGGCUUCGGUACCGUUCACUGCGGAUCUGCCAUUGGCGGCCCUUGCGCCGAGCCUCUCGGUCUUAAGGGAAGCACUGCCAUUGAACCCAGCGGCUUCCAUACCUGGGGCGUCACCAUCGACCUCACGAACGACGACUGGCGCGCACAGACUAUCAGCUGGACGAUGGACGGCAACGUCUACAACACCCUUACUGGAGCUACUAUAAACGAUGCUCCCAUCUGGUCUUCCUUGGCCCACAGCCCCUUAUACAUUCUUCUCAAUGUUGCCGUGGGUGGAGACUGGCCUGGUGCUCCCAACGCUGCUACGCUUGGUGGCUAUGGCAGCAUGAUGGAAGUCCAAUGGGUUGCCGUCUACUCGUCUUAG
Molecule: messenger RNA, 846 nt
Organism: Hypoxylon trugodes
Lineage: Eukaryota; Fungi; Ascomycota; Sordariomycetes; Xylariales; Hypoxylaceae
Product: glycoside hydrolase family 16 protein
Exons: 3
Coding region: 1-846 (281 amino acids)
Biological process (GO): carbohydrate metabolic process
Molecular function (GO): hydrolase activity, hydrolyzing O-glycosyl compounds
Source: RefSeq, a predicted model, not a curated record